CCAAGAAAGCACAGAACUGAAUUGAAAAACGCCUUUACCAUGUGUAUUCUCUCUGCCAGCGGGUAUGAAUUGCCCAAUUAUUAGUGUUGGCAGGCGCGUUUAAGGAUGACGUCAGAGCGAAGUCCGCAAGGAGAUCGUUCAGGUGAAAAGAGAGGUUGAAGUGGAAAAUACGCGAUGCUCGGGAAGGAGAGGCCGAGGAUUCGGCCAUUUCCACACGUCGAAUUGUUCAUAAUUAAAAUGUGAAUACUGGUAAAAGGAGAUUAAUCUCGCUGCCGCUGAUUACGACACAGGGUGAACGCCAGCCUUCGAGAAAGACGGCUGGUCAGAGCGAUGCACGCGCGCUUAUCCAGCCAUUGCUCUGUCUCAAGCUCGCGGUGGGUUUGACAAACAACAAGCUGAGGGUAAAUCAAGCGCAACAGUUACCCGUUAUUCUUGGUCCUGGGCUGGAGUAGAAUUCAAAAACAUCGCACAUUCGGAUUAGGUGAUGUGAUAACCUCUGUAAGACACGAAAAGAAAAGGACAUAUCUUUGGGGAGAUGCUUGUGUACCGUGCAUUUGACCACCGUAGAAACGUGGUUGCACUCGCAGCUGAUGGGGUGAAGUAGGUUACGGAGAGGUCCUGACGGUGGACCCCAGCGCUAUUUUUCGUACUGGACAUACAUGUUAUUAAAUAAUGCAAGGGGUAACGGUGACGGGAGAAGCGCCCACAUUAAAUGGGGCUGGAAGGGAGGAGGUAAGUCUUGAAAAUCAGCGUCCCCUCAAGCAGUCCCUUAGUGGAUCACUGUGCCGAGAGUCCCAUUGGAAGUGCCUGCUACUCACCUUGCUCAUGUAUGGCUGCUUUGGCACACUAGGCUGGUGCUCCCUCUACCGCAUCACUGUAAUGGCGUCUGAUUUCAACGGAGACCGUGCCCGACUCUACCAUGACAGCCCAUGUUCCAAUGGUUAUGUAUAUAUCCCUGUGGCCUUCCUGGCUAUGCUCUAUGUAGUCUAUUUGGUGGAGUGCUGGCACUGUUACUCUAAAACGGCUAACCUUGCCAAGGUGGAAAUCAAUGAUGUGUACGACAGGAUACAGCGGCUGCAGCAGGCCACUCCUUGCAUCUGGUGGAAGGCCAUCAGCUACCACUAUGUACGACGUACAAGACAGGUUACACGCUACCGGAAUGGAGAUGCCUACACCACCACACAGGUGUAUCAUGAAAGGGUCAAUACGCAUGCCACAAGCUCUGAGUUUGAUUACUCACACCUUGGAGUCAAAGAUGUUUCCAAAGAGCUGCAGGGCCUAUUGGAACAUCCUGUCACACGCUUGCGUUUCACCAAGUGCUUCAGCUUUGCCAGUGGCCGUGCUGAGACUGCCUACCUCACACAAAGAGCGCGCUUCUUCGGUGACAACGAGGGUUUGGACGACUACAUGGAGGCACGGGAAGGUAUGCAUCUAAAAAAUGUGGACUUUCAGGAACACAUGUUGGCAUUUCCCGACCCAUCAUGGCCACCCUGGUACACACGACACUGGGUGUACUGGCUUGCCUCUGCGUUUUUGCUGUCAUGGCCUCUUCGCGUGAUUGCGGAGUACCGCACGGCUUAUGUCCACUACCAUGUUGAAAAAUUGUUCGGCGAGAAUGAGGAUGCAAAUGACAAUGAUAAUACAGAAACUGGGAACUACUCUACAGGCUUUGAGCAAGGCACUGGGGGUCCCACCCUGCGUGUCAUAUCACGGGUCAACACAGUGGAUAUGACUGAACUGGAAUGGCACAUUCGCUGUAACCAGCAGAUGGUGCCUAGCUACUCUGAGGCCUUGCUUAUGGAUUUGGAAAUGAAUACAAACACCCCAUUGUCUGUCGCAAUGGCAGCACAUAUGCAACGUAAUUCCAGCUACUUCCUUCAGAGCUGCCCUAGGUGUCGUAGGUCGACAAGCAGCUCCUCGCUCCCAUCCUGGGUUAGGGGGAACAUGGCCACAGGGACAAACUCAUUCCCCAUUCGGCCUGGGGGUAGGCUGUCUCUUAGUCGCAGUGGUUUCUCACUUGGGCGUUUACAUACCACAAGAAACCGCCAUCCUUGUCUUUUUCAUUCAAGAAGCCUUGUGGGAGGGAUGGCCAGCAGGGUGGAAGAGGGAGGUGGCGGUUUCCUUGGUCUUGGUUUCAGAGUGCCAGAUGAGGAAAGGAGAGGCGUAUUGGAGAGUGAGAGUCUAGAAGAUGAGGAGAGAGGCCAGGAACAGGUGGAAGAGGGAGAGAACGGAGAUAUUAGGGAUGAUGAUAGAGACGGGCCACCCACCUACCAGGAUGCUUUGUACUUUCCAGUUCUGAUCGUUCAUGGGGAAGAAAGCUGUCAUGGGGGGCAUGGCAUUGACACAGGCUAAAAGAACUGAUAUAACAAAGAAAAUAAUGUAUGCAUUGACUUUUUAUGAAGUAGAGAACAGUUGACAUAUGAGGGCAGAACAGACCUAGAACAGAUAGGAAGAUUGAAUGGGUCGAGGAUUAGAAAUAAAAUGAGGAAUAUACACACAGGUUAUGAACCUGAAAGAUUGUCAAUGUGUAACACUGAAAUUCAAUUCAUUUGUUAAUGAAUGUGUAACAUGGUCAUGUCAUAUCCAUGUCAAUUGCUCUGACUUGAUACAGACUGACGCUAAUUAUACAGCAUGUGUAGUAAAUACCUAGUAGAAAUAUCUAAUAGGCAUGGAACAUCAGUGCCCUAUAGAAAUGUUAAUUUCAAUUCUUGAAAUCUCUGUCAAAUCCUGUCCAUAACAAACAGAGUUAAUUGUGUCCAUCUUUUGGCCAUGGGAGAAAUGUAGUUUACAUGACAAGCUGGGUGUCUGCAACCUACUUAUUAGGUCUGCAACUUUUGGGACUGACCAUUUAAGUGAAAGCCCAUGCUUGCACAGUACAUAAUACUUAUAGAAUCAUAUGAAUAAAGAGACUGUGGAAAUGAGGCUUAGAUAUAAACUGUAUUUCCUAAAGUAGACAAAUUAGAAAGCGUGAAGAUUGAAAUCUUAGAUUGUUGCUGAAUACUUUAUAGAAAAGAGCAGACAAAACAAAACCAAAUGGUUCUCAGGGGGAAAAGUUUUUUUGUUUGUUUUUAUUAUUAUAAUAAAGGGUGAUGGUAAUAAUUAUUAUGAUGUGAAUGUAGUAAGCUUGUGAAUUGUAAUACCUCACUGUUUGUCACUGUGCUUUAAUCCACUGUCCUGGUUAAUGACUUAUUUUUGCCUCUUGAUCUUUUUAAUUGCCUGGUAUAAGCACAGUGCUUAUAACUUCACUUAUGUCUGCCUUAGGGGUUUAUAAUGUCAGCCUCAAGUCUACUGCAGCCAGCUAAGAGUAGAUCUGUUCAGCAGCAGCUUACUUUCCUUUUGUAUUCCUUUUUAUUCCUCUGCACACAAGAAUGAUUGAAGAUGGGUACACCAAUCCAUCUGUAGGUCUUCUUUUGCAUUCUUCCUUAGGCUGUUAGAAUAUUUAUAAUAUGGGCUUAAGCCUGUUUAAAAUUGAUAAAAGUAUUGCUAAUAGAAGAAAUGGUCAACACAAGAUACAGAGUAGUAAAACAAUCCACUGUCCCAUGUAGUCACAUCAGUAACAUGCACAUAAUUGCCUAGACAAGCAAACAAACAUAAAUAAUAGGUGUGUAGGUCAGCACAAGCACAAAGCGCCACCCACAUUACAAACCGAGCAGGGACUGAUGUGGAACAAAUGCUGUCCUUUUAAUAGACAGCCUUGACGACACUGAAGGAACGAAUGUAAAACAGCUUUGCACAUGGAAAGGAUGUUAUUUAAAAAUAAAAAAAACCUGGUGACAAAGGUCAAGUCCAAAGCACACACCGAGAGCGUAGCUGUAUUGUUUGUAGGAUUUCUACUAAUCAAAUGCUACUAUUUCAAGCACUAACAUAUCUCAGUGAUGAGGAAAUGAGUACAGUGGUCAUGACCAUGAGGCUCUUAAUAAAGUCAAACCAUUAACAAA
Messenger RNA from Xyrauchen texanus (razorback sucker), 3938 nucleotides. RefSeq names its product transmembrane protein 151B (gene tmem151a). Bases 673 to 2352 code for a protein of 559 amino acids. NCBI's taxonomy places the organism in Eukaryota, Metazoa, Chordata, Actinopteri, Cypriniformes, Catostomidae. The record is from RefSeq and is a predicted model, not a curated record. The transcript has 2 exons.